CGGACUGAGGACAAGAUGCUGAAAUCGACCAGUUCAGAGGAUCUGCUAGGGAACAGCAGCAACUCUGGGAGGGCCAACGUGGAGCAGAUCCUUGUCCCAGUUCUAGACUCGCUGAUUUUGAUGCUGGGAGUGACUGGUCACACGAUGGUGAUGGUGAUCUUGUGUGGACGAUGGAGGAGAACGAUAAGACCUACUGGACGAGCUUCCCAAGGCUCUGUGACUGGAACAGGGACAGACAUCCUCCUGGUGGCGCUGAGCGCUGCAGAUCUACUCCUCCUCUCUACACUUCCCUUCCAGACUGCCUCCAUAGCCAUGCAGGAGUGGCCGUUUGGGGACUUCAUGUGUCGUCUGGUGAGCUUCUUGGGGUCCACUUGCUCUUCAGCUAGCGCCUUCACUCUGGCCACUCUGGCUGUGUCUCGAUAUCUGACUGUGGUGAAGCCUGACAGGGCGUACAGGCUGUUCACCCCUUGCAAUGUGUCUGCAGUGGCUGGGCUGCUCUGGAUUCCAGCCUCCUGCCUCGGUGUUCCCCAGUUGGUUUUCCGCUCUGUGGGAACCCCACGACAAACCCCUGAUGGCCUCACUUGCUUUGCUUUCCUGUCUCACCGAGACCAGAUGAUCUACGGACUGGUUCACUUCCAUGCAGCCUUCUUGUUUCCAUUGGUUACCAUUGCAGUGGCAUAUGGAGGGAUCUUUGUGUUCCUAUGUAGGGGUCAACAUGUCGGCAGGGCCCCUCAAGUAGAGCGCUAUCAGAGUAAAGUGACUCAGACGACAGCCAUGUUGGUUUUGGCCUUUACCGUGUGCUGGCUGCCCUCCUACGGACUCACACUAACCUUACUGGUGGAUAAAAACUCAGGAGCAACCGGAGCGUCACCUCGUUACGGCGCCUUCAGCGUGUUUGCACGUUUCAUGGCAACCUCAUCAACAGUGAUGAACCCCAUUCUUUAUGUGCUCAUGUCCCAAAAGUUCAGACAGGAUAUACUGUGGAUCUUUAAUAGGAAAAGACAAAGAACAAACAUCACUCUGGCUUUGUCUGCUGCCUGA
Messenger RNA from Nematolebias whitei (Rio pearlfish), 1041 nucleotides. RefSeq names its product delta-type opioid receptor. Gene Ontology annotation, molecular function: G protein-coupled receptor activity. Bases 16 to 1041 code for a protein of 341 amino acids. Gene Ontology annotation, biological process: immune response; G protein-coupled receptor signaling pathway. The record is from RefSeq and is a predicted model, not a curated record. The transcript has a single exon. NCBI's taxonomy places the organism in Eukaryota, Metazoa, Chordata, Actinopteri, Cyprinodontiformes, Rivulidae. Gene Ontology annotation, cellular component: membrane.